AAGUUCGCCAGCGCUCAGCUGACUUGAGAUCAUCGGCAGGAGGAAAACAACGAUGGCGGCGGAGAUUCACUCGAGGCCUCAGAGCUCCAGACCCGUCCUGCUUAACAAGAUCGAGGGUCACAGCGACGCGGUGAACACCGCCGUGCUCAUCCCAAAAGAGGACGGAGUGAUCACAGUCGGAGAGGAUAGGACUAUUCGAGUUUGGCUGAAGAGAGACAGUGGACAGUAUUGGCCCAGCAUCUAUCACACCGUCUCCUCUCCUUGUUCAUGUAUGUCAUAUCAUCACGACAGCAGGAGGAUCUUCAUAGGGCAAGACAAUGGAGCCAUUGUGGAGUUUCUUAUCUCAGACGAUUUCAACAAAAUGAACCAUGUAAAAACAUACCCAGCCCAUCAGAACCGCGUGUCGGACCUGCUCUUCUCUCUGGAGUCUCAUUUGUUGAUCAGUACGGGUCAUGAUAAGACCGUCAGCUGGAUGAGUACACAGAGCGGCGCUAUGCUGGGGCGACACAGCUUCGGCUCAUGGGCAUCUUGCCUACAAUACGAUAAUGAAACCCAGCAUGUUUUUGUGGGAGAUUAUUCAGGUCUGAUAACUUUACUAAAACUGGAUGAGCAGACGUGUUCUGUCAUUACCACGCUAAAAGGACAUGAAGGUAGUAUUGGUGCAUUAUAUUGGGAUCCAGUUCAAAGGUGGUUGUUUUCUGGAGCAUCUGAUCACAGUGUGAUUAUGUGGGACAUCGGUGGGCGACGUGGUCGCACGUUAUUACUACAGGGACAUCAUGAGAAGGUCCAGGCAUUGAGGUAUCUUCCGCUGACCCAUCAGCUGGUGUCCUGUUCUGCUGAUGGAGGAAUGACAGUGUGGAAUAUGGACACGACUCGUGAAGAGGCGCCGCAGUGGUUGGACAGCGACUCCUGUCAGAAAUGCGAACAGCCGUUUUUUUGGAAUAUUAAACAGAUGUGGGACACUAAGACCCUGGGGCUCAGACAGCAUCACUGCAGGAAGUGCGGUAAGGCCAUUUGUGGGAAAUGCAGUUCGAAAUGCUCCACGUACCCCAUCAUGGGUUUCGAGUUCCAGGUGCGCAUGUGUGACGACUGCUAUGGCUCAAUCAAAGAAGAAGAUCGGGUCUCUCUGGCCACGUUUCAUGAGGGGAAACACAACAUCGCUCACAUGGACAUGGACCCGAGUCGUGGACUGAUGGUCACGUGUGGGAGCGAUCGAGUUGUUAAGAUUUGGGAUAUGACGCAGGUGAUUGGCAGCAGUAUAGCGGCAGGAUUCUCUCCCCGCUGAUUGGCUGUUUCUAAAUCCACCGGCCAGCACUCCACCGGCGGAAACCUAUCGAGGACCAGUGGUCAUGAUGAAAACGCUCACCUACCUAAUACUGUCUCUCUUCAUCUGUGGAGUCUGCACACACGCCGGACAAUCCCGCUGAAGUGUGUACCUGAAUGUCUGUUUGUUAUUUGGAUAGUCUUAGAUUUUUACCACAUCUGCUCUGAACGAGAGUCAUUGUCGACUCUUAUGAAGUAUAAUGACCUGGAUUUUAGUGAACUCAAGGUACUUCUGUAAGCACAAUAUUUGCGCCCUUUCUCUCUUUCUGCGUGUGUACAGUAUAUUAGCGUAUGCGUUUGUUGGAUGUUUCCCAAACUAAAUGCUAACAAAUUAAAAUUUUUGCCCACCAUUACUAUUUAAACAAAGGACGUCUUCAUCCAACAUCCGGUUACUUCUUUAUCCCUGUUUGACUUUAAAGAACCACUACUGCCCAUAGUAACUGCCCCUCAUGUUUCCGUGGCAACUAUGGUAGCAUGAACAUUCCCAUCAAGACAAGACUAGUUAAGUUGCUUUGCCCAAAAGUGACACUGCCAACCACAGAUGAGGGUAAAAAGUGUCGCCCAAGAUUAAAGAUGUUUUGGGUUCAUAUUAUUUAUAGCCUAUAUUAUUAAAUCCAUUACGUUACUAAAAUAAUUUUGUAGUGUUUACUUUUGUAAAACAUGUUAUAGCACUUAUCAACUUACUAAAAACUUAUCAACUUACAAAACUUUUCAUCUUUCGUCUCUCCUGUGUCACAUCUGCAGUGUCUUAAUGUUCAAGCAUUUCUCGCUCCUAACCCUGAAUGGCACAGAUUGUUCAUGAUCUGAGGGUACAAACAACAUUUGUGCGACAACACGGUUGUUUGUGUGUUGUAAAUGGCUGGCUUGUGUAUGCGUGAAGCUUCUAUUUUAUUAUGCGUCUCUCAUUGUGCACUUUGUAAAUGAUAGCUAACCUUCCUCAUUUACGCUUAUUGCAGAAAGCGAGCAGGAAGUAAAUGUAAGGCUUGUUGGAUUGAUGUAAGAGAAAUGUUGUACACAUACAUGUCAUACUGAAAAAGGUUUAAAAAAUACUAAACUUCUGCCUGUCUGGCAGAUAAAGACCAUGAAGAUGUGCUGCAAGACCUAAAUUCAGUUUGUAUCUCAACCAUAUGUCACAUGAUACAUUACCUUGAUAUAAAAUAUAAAUGUUUGUUUGUUUAAAGAAAUCCUUUUUCAACCGUUAGGUUUUUAUAAUUGUGACAUUUAAUGGACAAAAAAAGCUUAAUGGGUUAAAUUAAGGUUUUAUUUCUUUAAAUGAUAAUAUAAUAACUUUUCUUUUGUGUUUGAGAUGAAUGGUUUUUGAUUGCUAUUGACAUCCGCAUUAAAUUGGGACUUCAGGGUGUCACAUCAGUCAUGAUCCGGUUUAAAAUCAUACAAACACAUCUAACAUUUCACUGGAAACACUUAAAAGUGUUGUUUUUUGUUUUUUUCUUUGUUCUUGUAAUAAUCACUCUAAAACUGUAAAUAACUCUUUUUAUGUAAUUUUUCUAAGACUUAAUUUACUCAGUAGUUCAAUAAUUAAGUAUUAUUCUCUCUCUCACUGUCUCUCUCUCUCUCUCUCUCUCUCCAGUAUAUAUAAAGUUGAGCUGUAAUGUUGGCACGCUCACACAUCUGUAUUUUUCAUAGGGGGUAUAUCUUGUUGCUAAUAUGAAAACUGACGUAAUUCUUAUGCGGGUUGGUUAGUUUCAGCCCAGAGAUUGAAUGAAAUAUUACAAUAAAAGUUCUAUGCUGUAUCUUA
This is a messenger RNA of Paramisgurnus dabryanus, 3079 nucleotides long. It is a transcript of the gene wdfy1, whose product is annotated as WD repeat and FYVE domain containing 1. Gene Ontology annotation, cellular component: early endosome. The record is from RefSeq and is a predicted model, not a curated record. Gene Ontology annotation, molecular function: protein binding; metal ion binding. Gene Ontology annotation, biological process: positive regulation of toll-like receptor 3 signaling pathway; positive regulation of toll-like receptor 4 signaling pathway. NCBI's taxonomy places the organism in Eukaryota, Metazoa, Chordata, Actinopteri, Cypriniformes, Cobitidae.